Messenger RNA from Trichechus manatus latirostris (Florida manatee), 5928 nucleotides. RefSeq names its product phosphoglucomutase 2 like 1 (gene PGM2L1). Lineage: Eukaryota; Metazoa; Chordata; Mammalia; Sirenia; Trichechidae. Gene Ontology annotation, molecular function: intramolecular phosphotransferase activity; glucose-1,6-bisphosphate synthase activity. Gene Ontology annotation, biological process: carbohydrate metabolic process. The coding region runs from base 266 to 2134 and encodes 622 amino acids. Gene Ontology annotation, cellular component: nucleus. The record is from RefSeq and is a predicted model, not a curated record. The transcript is spliced from 14 exons.
UGUUGUUGUUCUCUCGCGGCGGGACCGCCUCAAUCAGUUCGCCCAGAGACCACGAGUUGUUCUGGUGGGGAGCAGGAGGUCGUAUACUCUUCUCUCGUGUCCCCCAAGCUGUGUCAGGAGCUAGAGCAAACACCCGGCGUUUGGUCUCUGAUGCCUUUCAGUGAGGAGGGGGCGUCCGGACCCUGGUGAGUGCACUCCAGGGGCCCUCCUCGCCGACUCGGUGACUUCGCAGCCCCCCAGGCCCGCAUACCCCACUCUGGCUGCCAUGGCUGAAAAUGCAGAGGGAGACCUGAACUCCAACCUGCUGCACACCCACUACCACACCGGGGACCCUCAGCUAGACACGGCCAUCGGGCAGUGGCUCCGUUGGGACAAGAAUCCCAAAACAAAAGAGCAAAUUGAAAAUCUGUUACGGAAUGGAAUGAACAAGGAACUUCGAGAUCGUCUUUGUUGCCGGAUGACCUUUGGGACUGCAGGACUUCGUUCUGCCAUGGGAGCAGGGUUUUGCUAUAUUAAUGACCUUACAGUAAUACAGUCAACACAGGGAAUGUACAAAUACCUUGAGAGAUGUUUCUCAGACUUCAAGCAGAGAGGCUUUGUCGUUGGGUAUGACACCCGGGGUCAAGUAACUAGCAGCUGCAGCAGCCAGAGGCUUGCUAAACUCACUGCUGCAGUCUUGCUGGCUAAAGAUGUUCCUGUGUACCUUUUUUCAAGAUAUGUUCCUACACCUUUUGUACCAUAUGCAGUUCAGGAGCUCAAAGCAGUUGCAGGUGUGAUGAUUACUGCAUCUCAUAACCGCAAGGAAGAUAAUGGAUACAAGGUUUAUUGGGAAACUGGUGCCCAGAUCACAUCUCCUCAUGAUAAAGAAAUUCUGAAAUGUAUAGAAGAAUGUGUGGAACCCUGGAAUGGUUCCUGGAAUGAUAAUUUAGUGGAUACCAGCCCACUGAAGAAAGAUCCUCUACAGGACAUUUGUAAAAGAUACAUGGAAGAUCUGAAGAAGAUCUGUUUUCACAGGGAAAUAAACUCAAAGACCACCUUGAAAUUUGUUCAUACAUCUUUUCAUGGCGUUGGACAUGACUAUGUACAGUUGGCUUUUCAAGUGUUUGGUUUUAAGCCCCCAAUUCCGGUACCAGAACAAAAAGAUCCUGAUCCAGACUUUUCUACUGUUAAAUGCCCAAAUCCUGAAGAAGGAGAAUCUGUGCUGGAACUUUCUCUGAGACUAGCAGAGAAAGAAAAUGCCCGUGUCGUCCUAGCCACAGACCCUGAUGCAGACCGACUGGCAGUGGCGGAACUUCAGGAAAAUGGUCAUUGGAAAGUUUUCACAGGGAAUGAGUUGGCCGCUUUGUUUGGGUGGUGGAUGUUUGAUUGCUGGAAGAAAAAUAAAUCAAGAAACGCUGAUGUGAAGAAUGUUUAUAUGUUAGCCACCACAGUCUCUUCUAAAAUACUGAAGGCAAUUGCAUUUAAAGAAGGAUUUCAUUUUGAAGAAACAUUACCAGGUUUUAAAUGGAUUGGAAGUAGGAUAAAAGACCUCCUGGAAAAUGGGAAAGAAGUCCUUUUUGCAUUUGAAGAGUCUAUUGGUUUUCUGUGUGGAACUUCAGUUUUGGAUAAAGAUGGGGUCAGUGCAGCUGUUGUUGUUGCUGAGAUGGCAUCUUACCUUGAAACCAUGAACAUAACACUGAGACAGCAACUGAUUAAGGUUUAUGAAAAGUAUGGUUAUCAUAUUUCAAAAACUUCAUAUUUCUUGUGUUAUGAUCCACCUACCAUCAAAAGUAUAUUUGAAAGACUUCGUAAUUUUGAUUCUCCAAAAGAAUAUCCAAAAUUUUGUGGGGCAUUUGCUAUAUUGCAUAUACGGGACAUUACCACUGGAUAUGAUAGCAGCCAGCCUAAUAAGAAAUCAGUGCUGCCUGUGAGUAAAAACAGCCAAAUGAUUACAUUUACUUUUCAAAAUGGUUGUGUUGCUACUCUUCGGACAAGCGGAACAGAACCAAAGAUUAAGUAUUAUGCAGAGAUGUGUGCGUCACCUGACCAGAGUAACACUGCCUUACUGGAAGAAGAACUGAAGAAACUCAUUGAAGCUCUGAUUGAGAAUUUUCUGGAGCCCAGUAAGAAUGGACUGAUCUGGCGUUCUGUUUAGGUGUACACCAGUACAUCUCAUUACUUUGCACUGGCAUAUGAAACAGAACAACCAAGAACUCUGUGCAUUGAACCUUGUGUUAGCACUCUGUCUCUCUCAUUGGGCCAAGUAUUUUUUCCCUUUUUGUUAAACUAAACACACUGUAUAAAUGUGAAAUGAAAUGGUCUGGGUGGAAAUGACUCAAAUUUUUUCAUAAUCUUGAACAAGAUUACAUUACAUUAAAAGUAUUGUAGUAAUACGUCAUUCUUCCUUUAACAGAAACAUAACAAUAUAAAAGCGAGUUUUCUUGUUAAAGUCCGAUUAAGCUUAGUUCCAUAUUCUUGUAGUUGUGUAUAGCAUGGUUUUAAAAAAAAGCAGGUAAAUGUUAUAUAAUUGUAGAGUUAGUUAAAUAAAGUCAGUGAGAAAAUGGCACCGCUCCCAGACCACUGUAGUAAAGUGUCAUUGUUAUAUCACAGGUAUUAAUGUACAAAUUAGAGUAUUUAAAAUAGAAUAUUUAGAAUUUCUCAUUUAGAACAGAUAUUACAAUAUGUGGUUUCAGCAGCUCUGUUUCAGGUGCACUUGGUUCAGUAUGUAUGUAUCUAUUUACAAUUCUGACGUUUAUUGAACAUAAAAAAAUAGUGGCAACACUCCUAGUGACUUGGUUCUUGUCAAAUUUCUUAGUGCCUUCCCAGGGGUCUGAUAUGAACUGAAACAAUGUUCCUGCAUUGGAUAUAAUUUAAUUAGUUAAUUUUUGACCAGUUAAGGAAAAUCUUCCAAACUACAUAGGUGCCUACCCUCUAUAUCAAAGGUUCACUUAUUUAAAAAAGUUUAAUGUAAAUCAAGAUCUUAAUAAAAGCAGACUUAAUGUAACCUUAAUUAGGGGUCUUCAUGUAAAAAUUAACUGUCAAUUAUCAUAACCUUUAAGUAAAGAAAAAAAUCUGAACUGAGAAAGGAGCUCUGAAUUUAUAUAGAAGUCCAACUUUUGACUUAUAUUUUUUAAGUAGCUUUAUUUCUUUAUCUGAUGAAGUAAUGAUAACUUUACUAAAAAAAUAAAACAUCCAGAUUUAAGCAUUAUGAAACACUACCUGUUUUAAAACUAAGGUCCAGUUUAUUCUAACAUCUUGCUGGCUUCUGUAGAAUUUGUGAUCACAUAACUACUACUUUUUUAAUGUAGAAAAAUAUUUCUUGGAAAGUCAUGUUGUUUGAUUGUGCAGUCUUCUGAAACAGACUUAAUAGAGAAGGGCUGUUUGGUCUUCUUAAAAUGUAUCCUGUCCUGUAGGUCACAGUGUACUUAAACACAUGGGAUGUACGUACUUAAGAAGUAACAAGAACAAGGCCUUGGAUAUAAUAAAGCUAAAUGAAUUGCCUGUAGGAGAUAGCACUGGUAUUAGAGAAUUUGUUUCCAAAAAAGAAAUUAAUAUAAAAUUUGAACUGAUUAGAAUGUUCAUUAAAUCAUGGUUUGGUUGUCACAGCUGUCAGCUAAUAUUUGGUUCAGCUCAUAUAAUCCAAAUAUAAUUUUCAACUUACUGUGUUGCCACUAUUGUUAAUUUGUUCCUUUCUUACUUUCAUAAAGCUCUGUCAUGUAGGACUGUAGAUAAUAGACAGCUAGUUAAAUGCAGAGCAUCAUUUUUCUGAAUGGGCUUGUUUUCAGAGACUUUGCACUGAAGAAGAAAUACAUAGAAUUUUUUGGUUUAUCUGCUUUUAAGAAUGUAUAUUGUAAUUUAAGAAAUGGCCUGUAUUCUACAGAGUGGUGUGAACAAUGCUAUAUAUAUAUGAAAAAAUAUGUAUAUUUGUUUUUUAGUGUCUGUGUUUUAGUGACUGAAGAACAGAGUGGAGCUAAAAUGAUUACAACAGUCCAUUCAUCAUCACUAAAGCCAUGUCAUGAUUUUCAUUCUAUUAUGAAGAAAACAAGGAGCCCUGGUGGCACAGUGGUUAAAUAACUUGGCUGAUAACUGAAAGGUUUGCAGUUCAAACUCACCAGCCACUCCACAGGAGAAAAAUAUGGCAGUCUGCUUUCAUAAAGACUACAGCCUUGGAAACCCUAUGGGGCAGUUCUACUCUGUCUAUAGGGUUGCUAUGAGUUGGAAUGGACUCAAUGGCAAAGGGCGGAACAUGAAUAAAACAGUUUUAUUUGGGUACUUUAAUGUAAUGCAAUAUUUUGGUUGUCUUAAUCAAGGUGAAAAGUUGUUGAAGCUUGGAAUAUUAUUUCAGAAUUUAAAACUCCAAAGUUAAAAUUAACAGAAGCUUACUAAAUGUUCUUCAAGUGUAUAGACUGAAGGAAUUAUUUGGUUCUAGCCAAGCUCUGGAGUCUGUUUGAGUGUGAUAUUUAACAAGAACUUGACAUAGUGUGUGCACAGUGUCUAACAGGCUAAAUUCAGUGAUCACUCAAGCCAGCUAGGAGAGACAAAAGUGCUGGCAAGUAAGUAUCAGCCUUGGGCACUGCAUCAUUUCUCCUUUUCUUUCAUGAACAGUAUCGUGGAAAUGAAUGCUUCCUCACUGAGUGUGUAGAGCAAAACUGGGAUUUUCUAGAGCUUUUGGGAAAAGGAAAGAAUUAGUGGGGCAAGAUCAAAGCAUAUAUUGUAGAUAAACAGUAGAAAUAAACAAUAGAAAGGUCAAUAAGGCAACAGGAAAUGCUUUUCAUGAAGGGCAAACCUAUCACCCUAAAAGUAGGGAAUAAACCGACUGAGUUUAAGUUGUUUACUUGUGUUGAUUUGUUAUUAUGAUGAGUAGAUAGUGAGCCUAUUGUUUUCCUUUAUUAGUGAUCAUUGAAAAGAGGGUGAGUUUUAGGAGAUGGGAAAAAGUACUCUUCUUACGGAUUCAGUUCAUGCUAGGAUGUUGUGUCUUAGGAUCAUAUGAGAACUUGGGAGGGGAUAUAGCAGAAAUAAAUAGGAAUAAAAUAUAGAUUGAAAAAUAAAACCUCUUAAGAAACAGUUCAAGGAAUUAAGAUCAUUUAACUGAAGAGGAGAAAGCUGUUGAGAUAGUUUAAUAAGUCUCAUGUUAUUAAUUGAAGCUGUUAUUGAAGAACCCAGAGUAAGAAGUAAUAUGACAAACUGUUAUCCAUCUCCAGUGAGGAUGGAACAAGAAGGAAUAGGGAAUUAAAAAAUAAAUAAAUAAAGUGGGGUAGGGGGGAGCAUCAUGAAAAGUUCACAUUCAGAUUUAAGAACUUCUUGAACAAGAAUUGUCAUAAAAUCUUCUAUCUGAAAUAUUUUUUUUUAAUUAUUUAAUGGAAUUAAAUUUUUAAAUAUUAAGGGAUAUACUAAAUGGCAUUUUAAGUUUCCUUUUCAGUACUUUUUUGAAACUUUGAAUGAAGAUGCUAUAAAGAGCACUGAAAGUAACAUUUGAGUUUCACUCCGUAUCUAUAAGAAUUUAGCUCACAAAAUAGUUUUUGUAUAUUUUCAGUAGUGCAAUGCAUGAGUGCAAUGAAUAAAGUCUUGCUGGGAUGUUAUUUUUAAUUUAACCUGGUGAAUUAGGAGACUUGAACACAAUUUUGUUCAUCUUGAAGAAUGUAUAGCAUUGUAGGACACUUGAGGUUUCUGUUUUAAAUAUAAAGUAUUAUUACUUGGAUCUAGUAACUUCAGCAGACAGAGAGGCUCUAAGAAAUUGGAUACUUUGGAAUAUCUUCUUAAGCAGGUUGCUUCUGGAACUGAUGCAACAAAGGUAUUAGCUGGAGUUUACUGGAGAAAUUGUAAAAUGAACUGCUGCUAUUGGUAUUUCUAUCAGAUGUUUUCUUGAUAUUUGUGAUGCUUGAAAAAUCCAAAUUCCACUUGGAUACAUUUAAUUUUAUGCCUUUUUCUCUCUACCUCCCUUUUUUCCUA